AUGAGAGCCAUCAUUUUGCACUUUUACCUCUUAACUUUGGGAAACGCCGCCAUCAUAUUGGUAUCUCACCUGGACCCCAAACUCCACACGCCGAUGUAUUUCUUCCUUGGCAACCUCUCCUGCCUGGACCUCUGCUUCACCUCCAGCGUUGCCCCGCAGCUGCUGGUUACCAUGGCCACGGAAGACAAGAGCGUGAGCUACAGCGCAUGCGUGGGCCAGCUCUACGUGGCCAUGGGGCUGGGGUCAUCUGAGUGUAUCCUCCUGGCGGUCAUGGCUUACGACCGCUAUGGGGUCUGCCAGGCCCUGCCCUACACAGCCGUCAUGCACCCUAGGCUUUGUGCGUCCCUGGCCGGCAUAGCGUGGCUCAGUGGCCUCAUCACCUCCCUAAUUCAGUGCUCCCUUACUGUGCGGCUUCCUCUUUGUGGUCAUCGCAAACUGGACCACAUUUUCUGUGAGGUGCCAGUGCUCAUCAGACUGGCCUGUGGGGACACAACUUUCAAUGUGGCAGAACUCUUCGUGGCCAGUGUAGUCUUUCUAAUUGUCCCUGUGUCACUCAUCUUAGUCUCCUAUGGCUUCAUAACCCAAGCCGUGCUAAGAAUCCAAUCAGCUGAAGGGCGCCAAAAGGCCUUUUGGACUUGCUGCUCUCACCUGGCGGUCGUCAUUGUUUUCUAUGGGACCAUCAUUUUCAUGUACCUGCAACCAGCCAAAAGUAGCUCCAAAAACCAGGGGAAGUUUGUUUCUCUUUUCUAUACCAUAAUUACUUUGGUUACCCCACUUUUAAACCCCAUUAUCUACACUCUGAGAAACAAAGACGUGAAAGGGGCCUCGAGGGCACUGAUGGUGGGAGGUGUCCUUGGGCCAUGCCGCAGCGAGGCACAGAAGACCCGGAACCCCACAAGGAGAUAG
Lemur catta (Ring-tailed lemur) is the source of this 906-nucleotide messenger RNA. RefSeq names its product olfactory receptor 2G6. Gene Ontology annotation, cellular component: membrane. Lineage: Eukaryota; Metazoa; Chordata; Mammalia; Primates; Lemuridae. Gene Ontology annotation, molecular function: olfactory receptor activity; G protein-coupled receptor activity. The record is from RefSeq and is a predicted model, not a curated record. Gene Ontology annotation, biological process: G protein-coupled receptor signaling pathway.